AUGUCUACUUCGCGUCUCCUCUCCAGUAUCCACCAAGAUCUCGUCGCCGCGCUCGCACUCAUCCAUCCUCCCAAGCGUCCUACCCACAUGGAUUACGAUUACCCGGCAAUACUAUUUCACGUGUCGGAGUUAUUGGCGAGCGAAGAUGUGUUCGCUACCGUGGCCGCCGUCAUCUGGUACAUCUGCGGCUGGGAUCACAAUAAUCUGAUGCUCGCUGCAGUCACGUCCACGUGCAUCUGGUACUACUAUCAACACAUUCAAAACGACCGAGUGUAUUGUGUCGAGGAGACAAGGUCCUUAUUUGCCAAGAUUAGACCCAGAGUCUUCUACAUCCUCACAACCCUAGGUCUACGCGUCUCAAAGUGGAUUGCUACCGCUAUCUUCACCACCUUGGGAACAGCGAACGUCUUACUAUUUCUGUCGUUUUGCCUCUUGGUGGUUUUCUUUGGUCCGGCCAACUACGUUCAAUUGGUCUUCCAUUCGAUACCAGCGUCUAUCCCGACACUCGCUACUUGGAUACUCGAGAGCCUCAGUCAACUGGAAAUUUGGUGCCGAUAUAGACUUCAAUGUCUACCGGAAGCGUACUGGCCGGGCGGAAUUUGGAAAUGGUACAUGAGAGCCUUAGGGAUCGACGUGGAUGAGAAGUUGAAAUAUUCGCCAAUUAACGGCGAUCGAGAGAUCAGGCUCUUCCAGCUAUAUAGGUGGAUUCCCUUUGCCGGAGUAAGAGGAUCCCUAAUCCAUGUCAAAGUUGACAACGCCCCGGAGUAUCACGCAAUCUCCUAUCACUGGGGUGAUAGCAAGGAAAGUCGUCGCAUCUCAGUCAACGGUGCCAGUUUCGACGUAUCAUUCGCCACCCACGGUGCUCUCGAUAGUUAUAGCUCGCUAUGGCGCCAGCGUUUAGUGUGGAUCGACGCUCUCUGCAUCGACCAGAAAGACGACGCCGAGAAAGGUAAGCAGGUGGCCUUCAUGAAAGAUAUUUACUCCAAGGCCCACCGCGUUAUAGUGCACCUCGCAGAUCAGCCCCUGGCUCCCCACUUGCAUUGGCUGCUCCACGAGUUCGGGACCAUGGUUGCGCAGCCGUACUUUAGGGCCGAAAACGUGUUUACCAGAUACGAAAGAGAAGGACUUUCGCCAAGGUGGCUGGCGAUGAUAUCCUUUCUCAAUUCGGGGUGGUUCUCGAGGGUCUGGAUCGUGCAGGAAGUUGCCGUAGCUUCCGAUAUACGCGUUCGAUACGCUGGCUGGACCUAUGACUGGGACUUCCUGGUUACAACGCUGGAAGAGGGACUUCGGGCACCUGAGAUGGCCGGACUCCUUCAAACAAUCCAGAGAGGACGUCAUGCUGUGCAUCAGCUCGGUAACUUGGCAUCAUUGAGAUACAUGCGGACCAUGAUGGCUUUGGUGGAGGCGUACCGAACUUCUCGGCAGUCCAAUAAAUUGUUAACCAAAUUUCUCAGAGCCGUGGGAGACGAUGAGGCCGCCGGGAAAGUGCAAGACCAGACAUCACCAACACCACUAAUUUACUUGCUGGAGAUGUUCAUCGACUUUAAGUCGACGGACUCGAGAGAUAAGGUGUACGCCUUGCUCGGCUUAAUGGGCGAUGACCCUCCGGCUAGCCUCGCUCCAAAUUACGAUCCUUCCGUUACCCCAACACACGUCUUCACGACAGCUGUUCAACACAUCCUGUCCGAGACUAAGAUAGAACAUCGCCUCUCAGUCCUGGCCAAGGCAGGCACAGGUUACCCCGGCCGAAUGGAUGGACUGCCAUCCUGGGUGCCCGAUUGGACGCAAUCGCCGCCAGGCGCGCCUCUGUCUUCUUUCCUAUAUCAAUAUCAACCAUUCCGGUACAAAGCGUCCGGAAAGACAAGACCAGAAAUCCACGAUAUCGACCCCUAUUCUGGCACCUUAAGCCUCGGCUGUAUCCAUGCCGAUGAAAUCGCCUUCCUCAGUGAGCCGUACGUGGCAAUAGAAGACGACAAACUCGUAGCGGAUCGCUACGGCCAAAUUUUCCAUCCAGGAGAGCUUGUCGCUCAUCACAAAUGGCACACUGACACAUUUGCCAUGGCUGCAUCCGUCCUGCGAGACCCAUACCCGUUUAAACAAGGCCAGUCUGUCAAAGAGGCUUUUUGGCGGGCAUUACUUGGUGAUGUGCACAAGGACUCUCGGCCGGCCGCGGGCUAUCUCGGCGAGCUCUACGAUGACUGGGUUGCUAUGCAGAAGGAGCUGCUUCCUUACGGGCGUGAUGCCGGCCACACGCUUUCUUUCCCUCAGGAUGAUGCGUUCUGGGACCGGAUGCGCCGUACAGGGCAGUGGAAUAACGCCAUGGCCACGUGCGCCGUAGGGCGCCGAUUGGCCGCAGACAGACCCAAGCCAGUCGGCCACAAAGAGUUGAGCAGCACUAUCCCGGCUACCCUCGGUUCACGCCGCUUCUCUUCUCAGAGUGGUCUGCGAAGGCAGAGCAACUCGUAG
This is a messenger RNA of Scedosporium apiospermum, 2466 nucleotides long. RefSeq lists its product as uncharacterized. NCBI's taxonomy places the organism in Eukaryota, Fungi, Ascomycota, Sordariomycetes, Microascales, Microascaceae. Bases 1 to 2466 code for a protein of 821 amino acids. The transcript is spliced from 2 exons. The record is from RefSeq and is a predicted model, not a curated record.